AUGGAGCGCAGACUGCCCACGUCGUCACCACUGGCCAGAUCUUCCUCCGCAGCCGACCUGGACACGCCAACCAGGGGAUUUUCCAUCAGCGCAAUCAGUCGUACCGCACUCGCGACGAUCGUCCCUGACUGGCGCGCCAGGUCGGUACUGAUGUUCAAUGGCGCACCCUUCAAAGAUCACUGGGCGUACUGGAUGCCCUCGCCCAAGAACCCAUACAUGGGUGUUUUAAUCCACGCGGCGGGUGAUGUGAAAAAGGGGUUCAAAUUCGACGUCAAACGAAGCUGUGACUUUACGACAACUGCCCAAUCGUCCCGCCGCCAAAGUGCCGCUGCAACUGCUCUCCACAACGUGAAGGUCCCGGGAAAGUCUUUCAAUGAGGGUAAGCGCGCGAUUCUCUCUCCUACAUACCGGUUCUGGUGCCCACUGGUGGGGCAUUACGACCUCACAGCCAAGUCCGGCACGAAGGUAUUACAAAGGAACUGCCAGACAUGGAUUGUUGAGUCUGCUGAUGAGCUUGUGGCGCGCUCCUUCUUCGAAAAGGAGGUUGCUGCCUACCUUGAUGCUAUUGAGCAGUAA
Molecule: messenger RNA, 576 nt
Organism: Verticillium dahliae VdLs.17
Lineage: Eukaryota; Fungi; Ascomycota; Sordariomycetes; Glomerellales; Plectosphaerellaceae
Exons: 3
Coding region: 1-576 (191 amino acids)
Source: RefSeq, a predicted model, not a curated record